AUGGCAACCGGACCUGGAGAUGAUGUGGCUGAGAAGCCUCGAGAGAAGUUGAAGAGAUCAAGAAAUGGCUGUAUCAACUGCAGAACAAGACGCGUUAAAUGCGAUGAGAAGCAGCCAGCUUGUGGGAGGUGCUCCUCUCUAGACCUGCCUUGCCACAAGCCUGAGCCUCCAAUUCCGCUCAAAAUCCGCAGACGUGGGCAUGGUCCUGUUAAAUCCAGAAACAUCCUACGUUGGGAGCCUCCGAGGCUGUUGCCGAAUUCAUGUACCCAACAAACUACCCCAGACUGCCAACCCGCAUCAUCCGCCAAGAUUACCAAUAGCGUAUCUAUCCGACAAAUCGACUCCCCAGCGGAUCCCGACAUCAUUAGCUCCCCUGCAGAUAUUGCAAAUGGCGUUCGCUCAUUGGAGAUCAUUGAGCCUAUAUCCUGGAGUAGUGAUAUGGAUGGUCUCAUUGCAUCACCUGGGGAAGAAGUAGCCAACCAGCUGACGACAGCCUCGGUCACGGCGGCCGGGCCAACCAGCCCCCUUCGCCAAGCAUUUGAUAAUAGUUUCAGUCGUAUGCUGGAUGGCCUUGUCGAGAACCCCCCUUCUCACGAAGAGGGAAAUACCUUCUUGACGAAGUCAUCAUUUCCCACGCAGUCGUUGAUUGCAGAGCCCACAGAUGCGUACUUCAAGCCUACAUGGUUGAAUAAUCCUGGAAUUUCUAGUAGCGGUUCUUUGGAUCCUUUGACCCAGCCCUUUUACACGUACACAGAGCCGUUAUUUCCGAUCAAGUAUAUGAAAGAGCAUUUCAAAUUCCAGCAGGCCACAACCUUACUGUCGCCCAAAAUGUCCUACGAGCUGGCCGACGCACUCAAUCUUAGCCAAAUCGAGAGGAAAGCUCUAGAUUAUUAUAGAGGCCACUUUUCAUACUUUCGAAGUGUCAAGGGGUUCUUAUGGUCAGAGUAUUCCAUCUAUCUUACCGCGGCGACUAACAGCAACAUGAUACUCCAUCUCAUCCUGGCAAUCUCUCUUCGAGGCCUGGCUAGAGAUACACAAGAUGCCAAUGCCUCGCGACUGAGCUCAGCCCACUUACACAAAGGACUUGUGCUCUUGCAUAAGCAGCUGGAAGGACAGAACAGUGAAAUCAUGGAAGUCAUGAUAUCCUUUUGGUUCUUGGCCUUGUUCACAAUGGAGAGUGACUCUGCAAUCGGCCGCAUCCAACGGCAAGAGCUAAGCAAGAAGGUGUAUCAAUACUCACGCGCAUACCUACUGGAUGAGGUCUGCGGUCCACCUAAUGCCAUCAUGGCUACACAGUCUUCUAAAGAAAACAGUGCGGCAAGAAUAAGCAUGGUGAUGAAAAUACUUUGUAUGAUUGCCAACUUGGAUGUGCAGCUUAACAUCUUUGGCUACGGCGGAGAGCUUUCCGACUUUUGCUAUGAGAAGGAUCGUAUGCGUCACAUACAGCAGAUGGCUCACAACUAUCUAGAGUUGAACCAUGGAAGGGAGUAUCCAUAUUGUGAGCUCGCCUACGAUAUUGAGAGUUCAGAAUGCGCCAGCGUGUACCAAGAUCAACACAGGCUCUAUCAUUGGAUAAACCAACUGUUUUGGUACGGAGUUGGUGACUAUCAAAGCAUCGAGAAAGAUAUAGAAGCACAAGAAGAGAAAUACCGAUCCUUCUUUCGAAUCGCUCAUCGCGAUGGUAUGGGGGACGACGACUAUUCCCGGCUACGCUUUCAGAUCGAUGCCGCCGUAUGCGAAUUCUACGCCAUUCGCCUAUAUCAUUUCCGCUGUCAGAGUGAGACACUGCCCGAUGAAAAGGUCCAGAACUGGGUCACAUCGUAUUUACAGAUUGCCUAUCGACUGCAGCAGUCAAAAGUCCGCUAUCACUGGAUUGACAAGUCUCUAUUUCUGGUAGGGUCUGAAACGCGGGAUCCGAUACACAGAGACUGGAUCCAGCGUCGAAUGCUCCGAGAAGACUUGAAGAGGGCAUUGAAGUGUGUAUGGCAGAAGGAGAAGAUGCUUAAACGACGACUCGGCCGUGAAGAGUUUCAGACAAUAUUGCGUGAUGAGGCUGAUGUAUAUGAUCCUGCCCCCACUACAAUAUAG
This is a messenger RNA of Trichoderma gamsii, 2088 nucleotides long. RefSeq lists its product as hypothetical. NCBI's taxonomy places the organism in Eukaryota, Fungi, Ascomycota, Sordariomycetes, Hypocreales, Hypocreaceae. The transcript is spliced from 3 exons. The coding region runs from base 1 to 2088 and encodes 695 amino acids. Gene Ontology annotation, biological process: regulation of transcription by RNA polymerase II. Gene Ontology annotation, molecular function: zinc ion binding; DNA-binding transcription factor activity, RNA polymerase II-specific. The record is from RefSeq and is a predicted model, not a curated record.